Messenger RNA from Phaethon lepturus (White-tailed tropicbird), 579 nucleotides. Its product is annotated as beta-adrenergic receptor kinase 2-like. Gene Ontology annotation, biological process: protein phosphorylation; G protein-coupled receptor signaling pathway; regulation of signal transduction. Gene Ontology annotation, molecular function: G protein-coupled receptor binding; G protein-coupled receptor kinase activity; ATP binding. Lineage: Eukaryota; Metazoa; Chordata; Aves; Phaethontiformes; Phaethontidae. The record is from RefSeq and is a predicted model, not a curated record. The transcript is spliced from 7 exons. The annotation marks the transcript as partial.
AUAAAAGAAUACGAGAAACUGGAUUCUGAGGAUGAGCGUCUGACCCGAAGUCGGCAGAUUUAUGACAUGUACAUAAUGAAGGAGCUCCUGUCCUGCUCACAUCCUUUCUCAAAACAAGCUGUAGAUCAUGUACAAACACAUUUAGCCAAGAAACAAGUGCCAGCCAGCCUUUUUCAGCCAUAUAUAGAAGAAAUUUGUGAUAGUCUCCGAGGAAAAAUAUUUCAAAAGUUUAUGGAAAGUGACAAGUUUACCAGAUUUUGUCAAUGGAAAAACGUAGAACUAAAUAUUCAUCUGACCAUGAAUGAUUUUAGUGUACAUAGAAUAAUAGGAAGAGGGGGAUUUGGCGAAGUGUAUGGUUGCAGAAAAGCAGACACUGGAAAAAUGUAUGCAAUGAAAUGUUUAGAUAAGAAGAGAAUCAAGAUGAAGCAAGGAGAAACAUUAGCCUUAAAUGAAAGAAUUAUGCUGUCUCUUGUCAGUACAGGAUACCGAGUGUGGAUUUUCAUGUCUAGUGAUUCAAAAAGAAAAUUGUUCACAAGGCUGCUAACGGUGGAGCUAGUUUUCUUAUGUGACAGCGCAUAG